This is a messenger RNA of Mirounga angustirostris (Northern elephant seal), 803 nucleotides long. RefSeq names its product chromosome unknown C19orf53 homolog (gene CUNH19orf53). Bases 102 to 521 code for a protein of 139 amino acids. The transcript has 3 exons. Lineage: Eukaryota; Metazoa; Chordata; Mammalia; Carnivora; Phocidae. The record is from RefSeq and is a predicted model, not a curated record.
AAACGAGCCCUCAGUAAAUGUUAUCUUACCAUACAACCUUUACUUGGAAGUUUUUGCGAAGGUUUGCGUAAGAUCUGCCUUUAUGGGCGCCUGUCUCUUUAAUGCUUUGCCACGUUGUGUCCCGUGAGCCUUUGCGCCCUGCGGCCCCCGCUGUAUCCCGUCGCGCCCUGCGCCUUCCGGCUGCAAUUGCUUUCAACCCCGCCUUUUCCGGCGCAUGCCAGAUCAUGGCGCAGGGGCAGCGCAAGUUCCAGGCACGGAAGCCGGGGAAGAGCAAAGCGGCGGCAGCGGCCUCAGAGCGGAACCGGGGCCCGAGGAAGGGUGGUCGUGUGAUCGCCCCCAAGAAGUCGCGCAUCGUGCAGCAGCGAAAGCUCAAGAAGGACCUGGAGGUCGGGAUCCGGAAGAAGAUUGAACACGACGUGGUAAUGAAAGCCAGCAGCAGCCUGCCCAAGAAGCUGGCGCUGGUGAAGGUUCCUGCCGAGAAGGAGGCAGCCUCUUCCUCCUCUGCCAAGACACCUUCCUAAGGACACCAGCCCACUGGAGGCCAUCGCCACAGCCUCCACAGGCAGCACCGCGAGAAGGAGCCGUGCUCCCCGCAGCCUUGGGUGGCAUGCCCCUCAAAUGGCCCUGGGGGCCUAGCCCAUGAGUAGGUGAUCAGCAGAUCUGGAGUGCACUGGUCAGCUUCCCAGGGUGCCAAGGACUCCAGAAGGGAAGGAAUGUUCACCGGCUUCCUGUGUCCCCCUCCUCCGGUCUUGUCUUCCCUGGUUUAACCCAGAGCAAUAAACGUGACUGUGAUUCCUCCUGCA